Haemorhous mexicanus (house finch) is the source of this 5325-nucleotide messenger RNA. RefSeq names its product TBC1 domain family member 25 (gene TBC1D25). Gene Ontology annotation, cellular component: autophagosome. Gene Ontology annotation, molecular function: protein binding; GTPase activator activity. The record is from RefSeq and is a predicted model, not a curated record. Gene Ontology annotation, biological process: regulation of autophagosome maturation; activation of GTPase activity. Bases 232 to 3246 code for a protein of 1004 amino acids. Lineage: Eukaryota; Metazoa; Chordata; Aves; Passeriformes; Fringillidae. The transcript has 7 exons.
AGUUCCGCGCGCUGCCCCGGAUGUUGUUGCCGCGGCCACGGCCGCAGGACGGGCACGGGCGCGGGGCCGCUCCGGAUUCCCCCCCAGAACCGCGCACCGUCCGGCCGGGGGGCGCCGCGUGACGUCAGCACGGUGACGUAACACCAGCCCCCCGCUUCCCCGGCUCGGGGGGGCGGCGGCGGCGGCGAAAACCCCCGGAACCCCCAACCCCGCCCGAGACCCCGCCCCAACAUGGCGGCGACGACGGGGGGCGGAGCAUCGCCGGGAGGCGGGGGCGGGGCCGCGCUGGAGGAGGAGUGCGAGGUUGUGCGCGUGCGUGUCAAGAAGAACGAGGGCCAGCAGCCGCCCGAGUUCCGCUCGUUCGCCGUGGACCCGCAGAUCACAUCGCUGGACGUGCUGCAGCACAUCCUGGCCCGGGCCUUCGACCUGCAGGGGAAGAAAAGCUUCGUUCUGAGCUUCGCGGCGCGGGACGGGCAGGGCCAGGACACCUUUGUGCCUCUGCUGAGCGAUGGUGACUUGGCCAACGCCUUCACCUGUGCCCGGCCCACCCUGAGGCUGCGCCUGGAUGUCAGGAACCCCCCUGACAGCCCGCUGCUGGAGGACUGGGACAUCAUCAGCCCGCGGGAGGUGGCGGCGGCCGAGCCGGUCCCCGAGCGCCGCUCGCUGCUGGCGGCAGCCCUGCCCUUCACCCAGGCUCUGCUGGCACAGGUGGGCCGGACGCUGGCGCGGGCACAGGCGGCCCUGGCGUGGCCUGAGGGGACCCUGGCCGUGUCCCCGCCCCCUCCCCCGCCCCCGCCCUGCGCCCCCCUGAGCGACGCCGACCUGAGGUCGUACCUGGGCCCAGGUGGACGCCUGCUGCGGCCCCAGGACCUGCGGCUGCACAUCUUCCACGGUGGCGUCGAGCCCGGCCUGCGCAAGGUGGUCUGGCGUUACCUGCUGAACGUCUUCCCCGCCGGCCUGACGGGCCAGGAGCGCCUGUCCCACCUGCGCCUCAAGGCGGCCGAGUACUCCUCCCUGAAGGUGGCCCUGGCCGCCCGCGCCGCGCCGGCCGAGCUGGCCCAGGUGGCCGCGGCCGUGCGCAAGGACGUGGUGCGCACCGACCGGGCCCACCCCUACUUCGGCGGGCCCGAGGAGGGCCACCCUCACCUGGCCGCCCUGCAGGCGCUGCUGACCACCUUCGCGCUGGGCCACCCGCGCCUCUCCUACUGCCAGGGCAUGUCGGACGUGGCGGCGCCGCUGCUGGCCGUGCUGGACGACGAGGCGCAGGCCUUCCUGUGCUUCUGCUCGCUGAUGCGCCGCCUGGCGCCGCGCUUCCGCCCCGGCGGCCGCGGGCUGGCGCGCGCCUUCGGCCACCUGCGCCGCCUGCUGCGCCGCGCCGACCCCCAGUUCUGGGCCUUCCUGGCGGCGCGCGGCGCCCACGACCUGCUCUUCUGCUACCGCUGGCUGCUGCUGGAGCUCAAGCGCGAGUUCGCCUUCGAGGACGCGCUCAAGGUGCUGGAGAUCACCUGGAGCUCGCUGCCGCCCGCCCCGCCCCCGCCCCCCGAGGGGGUCCCGCUGCUCGGAGCCCCCCUGGGAGCUCGCAGGGCCGGCCGGGGGCUGAGGGAGCGCCGGGGGUUGCGGCCGCGGCCGCCCAGGAGGAGGAGGAGGAGGAGGAAGGCGGAGGAGGAAGGUGGAGGAGAAGGUACUGGAGGGAUCACGGAGGGUUCUGCUGGUGGCUUUGGGGGUCUCAAGGGUUGCUGUGAUGGCCCUGAGGGUCCCAAGAGCUCCAGUGAUGUCCCAGGUGGUCCCAUGAGCUCUGGUGAUGUCCUCGGUGGUCCCACAAGCUCCAGUGAUGGCCCAGAGGGUCCCACAAGCUCCAGUGGUAGCCCUGGGGGUCUCAAGACUUCCAGUGAUGGCCCAGAGGGUCCCAAAAGCUCCAGAGAUGUCCCCAGCAGUCCCAAGAUCUCCAGUGAAGUCUUUGAGACUCCCAAGAGCUUCAGCAACGUUCUAGAAGGUUCCAAGGGCAGCCAGGAGGGUAUCCAGAGCUCCAGUGAUGUCCCCAGCAGUCACAAGAUCUCCAGCGAGGUCUUCAAGAGUCCCAAGAGCUCCAGUGAUGUCCCUGAUGGUCCCAGGGACAGCCAGGAGGGUCCCGAGAGCUUUAAGGACAUUGAGGAAGGUCUUGAGAGCUCCAGCAAUGUCCCCAGAGGUCACAAGAGCUCCAGCGAUGUCCCCAGAGGUCACAAGAGCUCCAGGAAGGUCCAGGGGAGACUCCCCAGGGAUGCUGGAGGAGCCCCCGAGGGCUCCAAGGACUCAGAGCCAGGUGGAGGUAGAGGAAGGAAGGUGGAGGAAGGCACCGACGCCCUGGAGAUGGAGCAGAGACCCCACAGCUUCUGCUGGGGGGCUGGAGAAGACCCCAAAAAAGGACAGGGUGGCCCUAAAGAGGGACACCACCCAGGAGAAGGACAAGAUGACCACAGAAAAGGACAAGGUGACCCCAAAGAGGGAUUUGAUGACCCCAAAGAGGAGCUGGAUGACCCGAGAGAAGGAGGAGAUGACCCUGGGACGAAUCGUGAUGACCUCAGGAAGGUUCCCGAUGAUCUCAGAGAAGGACACGGCUUUGGAGAAGGCCACAACAACCCCAGGGAUGGCCGUGGUGACCUCAAGGAUGGCUGUGAUGACCUCAAGGAUGGCCAUGAUGACCUCAAGAAUGGCCGUGAUGCCCCUAAGGAAGGAUGUGAUGACCCCAGACGUGGCCACCAUGACCUCAAACAUGACCACCACGACCCCAAGGACAGCCAUGACGACACCAACCACGACCACCACCACCUCCACGACGACCACCACACCCCCAAGACCACCCGCCACAACCCAACCACCCCCGAAGACCCUUGGGGCGGCCGUUGGGCUUGGGAAGACCCUUCCUCCUCCUCCUCCUCCUCCUCCUCCACCUCGUGCUCCUCAGGUUCCUCCUCGGACGAGGAGGUGACGGUGGAGGACGACGGGGCGCCGCUGCCACCUCCAGAAGAGCUGGGCCAGGGCAACCCCUUCCUGCUGUUCGUGUGCCUGGCCAUGCUGCUGGAGCAGCGCGAGGCCGUGAUGGCGCGCGCCGGCGACUACAACGAGGUGGCCAUGCACUUCGACCGCCUGGUGCGCCGCCACCACCUGCCGCGCGUCCUGCGCCGCGCCAAGGCGCUCUUCGCCAGGUACCUGGAGGGUUGGGGGGCCACCGCGCCGGGGGGACCCCAAACGGGACCGCCCUCGGGGUAAGGGGACCUCAGGAGAUCCAAGGGUGGGGUGGGGGAGAGAGGGUGGGAGCGGCAAGGUCAGAGGAGGGGUGAGGUGGUGACGGUGUAGAACAUCUGAGAUGGGUCUGAGGUCAUCCUGAGGGGUUUGUGGUGACCCCAUAGGACAUCUGAGAUGGGUCUGAGGUCAUCCUGAGGGGUUUGUGGUGACCCCAAGGAACAUCUCAGAACAUCUCCAGAAGGUGCUGAGGUCAUCAUGAGCAGCUCCAAAGUCACUGGAGGUCUGUAGGAUGCGGUGGUGACCCCGUGAAACAUCUCAAAGUUGGUCUGAGAUCAUCAUGAGCAACUCCAAAGUCACUGGAGGUCUGUAGGAUGAGGUGGUGACCCCAUAGGACAUCUGAGAUGGGUCUGAGGUCAGCCUGAAGGGUUUGUAGGAGAGCAUGGUGACCCCAUGGAACAUCUCAGAACAUCUCCAGAAGGUGCUGAGGUCAUUGUGAGCGGCUCCAAAGUCACUGGAGGUCUGUAGGAUGAGGUGGUGACCCCACAGGACAUCUGAGAUGGGUCUGAGGUCAUCCUGAGGGGUUUGUGGUGACCCCAUAGAACAUCUCAGAACAUCUCCAGAAGGUGCUGAGGUCAUCGUGAGGGGCUCCAAAGGGUUUGUAGGACGAGGUGGUGACCCCAAAGAACAUCUCAGAACAUCUCCAGAAGGUGCUGAGGUCAUCAUGAGCAGCUCCAAAGUCACUGGAGGUCUGUAGGAUGAGGUGGUGACCCCGUGAAACAUCUCAAAGUUGGUCUGAGAUCAUCAUGAGCAACUCCAAAGUCACUGUGGGUUUGUAGGACCAGGUGGUGACCCCAUAGGACAUCUCAGAGAGGUGCUCAGGUCAUUGUGAGGGGCUCCAGAGGUCUGUAGGACAGCGUGGUGACCCCAUAGGACAUCUCCAGGGACCCCCACACCCAUCAUGGGACUCCCAAGUUGAGCGGGAGAACCUGUAGGACACUGUGGGGACACCAUCAAACAUCUCCAGGAGGUCCUUAGGUCACCUUGGGGGACCUGUGGUCACUGUCAGGGUCUGUAGGACAACAUGGGGACACCAUAAAACGUCACCCUGAGGUCACUUUGGGGGACCUGUGGUCGCUGUCAGGGUCUGCAGGACAACGUGGGGACACCAUAGAAUGUCACCCUGAGGUCACCUUGGGGGUCUGCAGGAGAUUGUGGGGACCCCCAGACCCCACAUGGGGACAGGUGGGUCCUUUUGGGGUCCCCAGGGCCACCACAGGUCCCCAAGGCCACCAUGGGGUCCCCAAGGCCACCACAGGUCCCCAAGGCCACCAUGGGGUCCCCAAGGCCACCACAGGUCCCCAGGGCCACCCUGGGGUCAGCAGGGAGCCCCAGACCUCCCCAUGACCCCUGAGAGACCCCUCCCAGUACAAACCAGUAUGAACCAGUACAGCCCAGUGCCUCCCCACUGGGUUCUGCACCAUUGUGGGACAUCCCAGUACAAACCAGUAUGAACCGGUACCAACCACUUGCCUGGGAACUCCUGGAUCUGCCUUGCCUUGGGCCGGACCAGUACAGACCAGUAUGGACCAGUUUGGAGCAGGAAGGGGCUGGGAGCCCAACUGGGAGCCCCUCACAUGCAUCACCUUGUGCCGGACCAGUAUGGACCAGUACGGACCAGUAUGGACCAGUACGGACCAGUGCCUUGCCGUGGCCUUCAGCCAUCCCAGCAUGCACCAGUACCGACCAGUAUGGACCAGUAUGGACCAGUCCGGCAGCCAAACUGGGAGCUCUUCACCGGCGUGGCCUUGGGUCCUCCCAGUAUGGACCAGUACAAACCAGUCCAGAGCUCUCCUCACCCGCGUGGCCUUGCGUGCUCCCAGUACGGACCAGUACAGACCAGUAUGGACCGGUAGGGUGCCCCCACUGCUGUGUUGAUGCCCUCAGGCCUUCUCCCAGUAUGGACCAGUACAAACCAGUUCCUGCCCCCCGCCCUGGGUGCCUUCUCCCCUCCCCCCCCUUAUUUAUUGCCCCUCCCCCCCCAGCCCGGGGGGGUCCCGGGGGGGUCCCAGAGGUGCCGGAAUCGCCAAUAAACGAUGCCUGUUA